AUCAUCCCUACGUGAAAUCCGAUUCGAAAGUCACGUUCACACAGUUGUCGACAAUCCGAUUCGACCAGCGAACUCUACAUUUGCUCUACACAACAGACGAGAUUGGCGAAAUUUGCUGCUUGGUAGGUGGGCAAAUUGUGGCAAAAUAUGUAUGAUAGAUCAAGUUUACAUACGGUUUGCAUUUUCUAACAUUUUCAAGCCAAUGAUAGAGGCAGCAUCGUGUCACAUGAUGAAAAAUGCAGGGCGUAUAAACGGCAACAAAUGCAAGCACGUCACACGAUCGCCUAAAUGUGGAUCAGCCUCGGUUCAUUUUCGACGUUGUAGUUUUGAUCGUUGCCGUGUAUGGCUGCAUGGCAUUUCAAGUACGUGUGCUAGUUGCUGGUCUAUGACUUGCUGUUCUAUUCCGAUCUGCGUACUUUUUAAGAUCGUGUCUAAUCGGACAGAAAAAUGUUUCCAACUAAAUAAUGUUUAUAAUUAUAAAACCCACGUAACUCGUGUUGAUGGUUCAAUGUGAUGUAUCGAGUAGGAGGUACCACCGAUUAAUGAGAUUACAAUACCCCGUUCUGAAAUUAUUCUAAACAAAUAAACCUGUGAACUUCCCAUCAGCACUGUGAGGCCAAAAUCUUUCAGAAGUCUGUCCUUAUAGGCUGCAAUGGAUACUUCUGAGGAGCCAACCAGUCUGCAAUCUAUUUGUCAUCUGCGUGCAUCAGAAUUGUUUCCAAAACAUACCGUGGAAACUGAGGACCCAUCUUUAACUAUUCCAUUCACCCCACUCAGUGGGGAAUCUGUUUUGGCACUUGGGCGAACUUCGGAUGGCAUAUUGGCUCUUUCCAACUAUCGUUUAUACUUACAAUUGAAUCAAUCAAACUAUAACAUACCAUUGGGUCUUAUCGAACAGCUCGAAGUGAAGGAGAUAUUUUUUUUACAUAUCACUUGCAAAGAUGCACCUUCAUUAAGUUGUGCAUUUUCUACCAAUGAGCAUUGUUUGGAAUGGUUUAAGCGUUUGCACAAACUUACUUACCCAAGAAAAAGCAUAGAAGAUAUAUUUGCAUUUUCAUAUUAUGCCUGGUGUAUCGAGGAGGGCAAAGAUUUUCCACGAUUAGGAAAAGAUCUUUCUUCCUACACAACGGCAUUUCAAUCUGAAGUAGAACGUUUGAAAUUCAAUCUCCAUGGAACCUGGCGUAUUAGUCAAAUAAAUGCAGACUACAAGAUGUGUCCGUCGUAUCCUCCACAGCUUCUGGUUCCAGCUUGUAUUACGGAUGAAACUCUUGAAGAUGUGGCUAAAUUUAGAAGUUCCAGACGAAUCCCAGCGGUAGUGUGGAGACAUAUUAAUAAUGGAGCAGUAAUAGCUCGUAGCAGUCAACCAGAAGUUGGAUGGUUGGGAUGGCGAAGCUCUGAAGAUGAAGAUCUGCUUAAAGCUUUAUCAGAUGCAUGUUCGUAUGACAGAGGAGAAUCAACCAUGAUUGAUCCUCCAGUUGGUUAUUCUGAUACUCCAGAGACAAAAAUCAACUCCCCCAUAAACAAGAAAGUACUGAUUGUCGAUGCAAGGUCCUACACAACUGCAGUAGCAAACCGAGCACGUGGGGGAGGUUGCGAAUGCCCUGAGUAUUACCCUAGUUGUGAUAUUCAAUUUAUGAAUCUUCCCAAUAUACAUUCAAUACGCAAAAGUUUUCAUGCUGUCAGACAGCUAUGUGCUUCUGAUGCAGAUCAACCAAACUGGCUGAGUUUGCUGGAAGGGACUCGGUGGUUACAGCACAUGUCAGGCUUACUAAGAGCAGCUGUCACCGUUACGUCUGCAAUCGAAAGAGAUCAAAGACCAGUACUAGUUCACUGCAGCGAUGGGUGGGAUAGAACCCCACAGAUUGUUGCUUUGGCCCAGUUGUUAUUAGAUCCCUAUUAUCGUACAAUAGAGGGCUUUCAAAUUCUCUGUGAAAGAGAAUGGCUUGACUUUGGUCAUAAAUUUGCGGAUCGGUGUGGCCAGACCAUUGGCUGUGACGAUCCUAAUGAACGCUGCCCUGUGUUUUUACAGUGGUUGGAUUGUGUACAUCAACUGAUUCGUCAAUUCCCAUGCAGCUUUCAAAUGUCACCUGAAUAUAUUGUGAAACUGGCACAACAUACAUAUUCACAGCUCUUUGGAACAUUCCUUUGUAAUAACCGACAAGAGCGACUACAGCUCAGAGUGCGUGAUCGUACAUUUUCUGUUUGGCGCUUUUUGAACUCGAAUUCUUUUGUAAAUUACCUUUACUCACCUUCAAAGAACCAGGUACUUUGGCCCCGCUGUAAUAUCCGCGAUCUUGUUUUGUGGUCCGAAGUUUAUUUGGGCUCUAUGGUGACUUCAACUGGAGAUAAUAAUAAUAAACAGAGGGUUGGCAUGAUUGAUAUUGAAGGUGGAGAAGGAGAGGAACCACAAAGUCAAAUGACAAAAACACGGUCGUACGGUGACUUGAUACAUGCUCAAGACCACACGACAUACCCACAUAGAAGACUAAGCGACCCUAGUAUAACAGAAAAAAAAUUCGACUCGAUGAACUUCGAGAAUAAUGAUAAAAUUGAUAAAACCACGUUAAGUGACAGUAUUCAGACAGUGCAUGAAAACACAGUUGAAAAUGUAAAUUUAAGGAGGGAUUACAAGGCUGAGAUCCCGAGUGGGUCACCUGUGAAUCCUUCGGUUGACAGCUCUACAGAUACCCUUAUACCAAAUAACGAUUCUGUGAAUAAUACUGUAGAUGUACAAAAUGAUACACCGCAAAAAACUCCGGCUGAAGAACCGUUGCUGACUUGGGGAGAAGCAAAUCAUGCUCGUAGUUCUUGUAAUUGCAACCGAGGUCACGAUGGAAGUGAUAUCAGUGACAUAAGUGCUCCUCUACUUUCAAGAACUCCGAGUAGCGCUUGUCCUGCGUCACCAAUUCAUCACGACAUUGCACUUGAAAAUCCUGAUAGACUAGACGAUGUUGAUGGCUUACCUGUUAUAUACACUGAUGUCCAAAUACGGUUGCAGCAAUUAGCAGUGGAAAGCAAGCUUAAAAUCGAAGCCUUGCGAAAAGAAUUACACACAACGAGGGUAGCCCUAAUUAAACAAGUUUGCAAUCACAACACCGAUAUCGAUCGUAUUGAUGAUAUUGGAUCUCUACCAGAUUCAGUAGGAAGUGCAGGUGAGCAUGGAGAGUCACUUCCUUCUGAUAUGUCUUGGGAAGCUGUAGAUGAGUUGGGCCCGGCACCAGUUCUCUGGGUACCUGAUCACGCGGUCAAUCGUUGCAUGGGAUGUGACACGGAAUUUUGGUUGGGAAGACGUAAGCACCACUGCAGAGGCUGUGGUAAAAUAUUUUGUGCAGACUGUUCGGAAAAUUCAACACCACUGCCAAGUGAACAAUUAUAUAAUCCUGUGAGAGUUUGUAGUGACUGUUUCUCACGUCUGCAUCAUGUAAGUCCCUGCCAGCACACAAAACUCCAGAUGAAAAUUUAUGACAAUGAAAUUGAGCCAGUAUCGAACUCUGAAAUAACAACCUGCCAUAGAAUAAUUACUCCAAUGGCAUCAACAACCAAAACUUUACCAACAAGUAAAGACACUUGCAACAAUUCAGCAAUGACUACUCAGCAAAAAUUGCCUUCCUCACUCACAAUUGCUCCAAACUGAAGUGUCCCCCACCCUUUUCUGAUAAAUCUGAUCCGCAACUGAUUUUUGUUAAGUUAGGGUAAAUUUAUAGCGCUGUAUUAUAUUGAAUAUAAUUAAUUUUUCAAAAUACAACUAUAUUUAGACAUGGUUGUUAGCGGAUUUAUACAUAAUUAAGUUUAUAUAAAUAAUAUGGAAAGAAUAAACUAGGUUUAUAAGUGAUGUAAUAUUUAUUAAUAGAAAUAAUUUAUACAAAAUGUAUAAAUAUGCAAAGACAGCAGAAGAAGAAGAAAGAAAAAAGAACGUUUUUAGGGCAAUGGUAUUAUAAUUAUACCUAAAUUAUUGAUUGCAUCCGAUUGGCGAUUCGCUAAAAAUUUUAAGUUGUAGAAGACAAACUACGAUAUGGAGACAAGGAGAUUAACUCUCCCCAGUAAGGCAUGGUGGCUGCACACUAUUUGGAUAGGCUGUGAAAGAUGUCUAGUAAUUGGACACUAAUGAAAGAAUCGCUAAUAAUUGGUAACAAUAUUACUGUUAUAAUAAAAAUGUAUUUAUAUAUUACUAUGUAUUAAUCAGAAUAUUAAAUGUCACUAUGGUAUUCCAUAUCUGUAUCAUAAUUAUUUGUAUUAUACCGAGGUGCCAGCAACAUCGACAUGUUAUGUUAUUGUAGAGCAAUUGUUUGAUUUCAAAUUAUAGAAUCAAUUACAUUGCAGUGCACUAUAACUGUAGAGGAUAAACAAAGUGUGAAUAUAAAAUGAGGUGGAUAACUUGGUGUGAUGAAAAUAAUAAACUUUGAGAUAUCGGUUUAAUACAUUGCAUGGAGUGGCACCAAAUAAAACAUAUCUACGUGUAAUUUAUUAGUGAACGUCGAAUUGUUUAAAAAGAAAGUUUUGUUAUCCUAAAAGAUUUUAUCAAUAAGUUACGUAUUAUGUGAGAUAAAAAAAAAAAAUUAGAAUAGAUAUUUCAUUAACAAACACCACCCAGAGAUAAAUUGCUUAGAUUACACUGUGACGUGUGGUCGCAUGGACUUAUGAUCCAACUUCUUAUCGCAGCAGCCAAAUCAGAUUUGAAUUUCUGUACUUGAGAACACAGCUGAUUGUGUUGACAAAGGUUAAUUAUGGGUAAACGGGAUACAACUGUAAAUACAAUAAUAUCAGGUACGAUUAUUUUUGCGAUACCAACGACAAGGAUGGAUAGAGAUCUAUUGGAAUAAAUAUUGUUAAAUUAAAGAAAAUAAUUGUGGGUUGGUCGUUAAAGAUACUUAGAAUAAUAAAUAACUUAUAAUUUGGUCUUUCGGGUGAAUUUAUGUUAAUAAAGAUUGUCAGUAAACCUCA
Molecule: messenger RNA, 4941 nt
Organism: Athalia rosae (coleseed sawfly)
Lineage: Eukaryota; Metazoa; Arthropoda; Insecta; Hymenoptera; Athaliidae
Product: myotubularin-related protein 3
Exons: 16
Coding region: 653-3634 (993 amino acids)
Biological process (GO): regulation of autophagy; dephosphorylation
Molecular function (GO): metal ion binding; phosphatidylinositol-3,5-bisphosphate 3-phosphatase activity; protein phosphatase binding
Source: RefSeq, a predicted model, not a curated record